Messenger RNA from Penicillium atrosanguineum, 966 nucleotides. RefSeq lists its product as uncharacterized. The annotation marks the transcript as partial. The record is from RefSeq and is a predicted model, not a curated record. Gene Ontology annotation, molecular function: glycosyltransferase activity. The transcript is spliced from 2 exons. Lineage: Eukaryota; Fungi; Ascomycota; Eurotiomycetes; Eurotiales; Aspergillaceae.
UGGGCUUCCCUGAUCACCAACAUGGACUACCUACCCGGUCUCCUCACCCUUCACCAUUCCCUUAACCACCCGCAACCUGACCCCAGCAUCACGAACACGAACACGGCUACACCUCCAAACCAAGGCACCCGCUACUCCUUUGUGGCCUUCUACACCUCGAGCUUCCCACCCGAAGGUCUCAAAAUUCUCCAGUCUCGCGGCAUCGCCGCACAAUGGGUUCCCAAAGUCGUCCCCGCCAGCACGCGCGAAUACAAACAAGACCCACGAUUCGCCGACACAUGGACGAAGCUAGUUACAUUCUCACUGGAAGAAUACGAGCGCGUGGUCCUGCUAGAUGGCGAUAUCUUAGUGCGCCAAAAUAUGGACGAAUUGAUGGAGGUAGAGCUGGAUCCGAAGGCGGCUCUAGAAGACGGGACCGGAAAGCGGGUUUUCGCAGCGACGCAUGCUUGUGCGUGUAACCCGAUGAAGAAGCCUCAUUAUCCGGCGAACUGGAUCCCCGCAAACUGCGCAUACACAGCACAACACCUAAUCCCAGACUCGGCGCAUAACUCCGCCCCGCCAACAAAUUCAGGCGUCGGCAUGCUAAACAGCGGCGUACUUGUCGUGACUCCCUCAUCCAGGAUCUACAGUGAGAUCUUGUCUGCACUGCAAGAGACAGAAAGGAUUGAAAAAUACGAUUUCCCUGACCAGGAGCUACUAUCAAAUGUCUUUGAUGGGCGUUGGGUUGCGCUUCCAUAUGUUUAUAAUGCGUUGAAGACUCUUCGGAUAGAGAAUGUACACGGGGCCAUUUGGAGGGAUGAGGAGGUCAAGGCUGUACAUUAUAUCUUUGCGAAGAAGCCAUGGCAUGAGGUGGAGGAGGCGAACGAGAAGAAGCUGAGUGAGCUUAGUUUGUGGUGGUGGGAGGCUAAUUGGCAGAGGCAGAGGCUGGAGAGAGAGGAUGGGGUUGCGGAUACGUUUUCGGGGUGA